ACCUCCAGCAUUCCAAACCUCAGAUCCCCCGCACGCCGCGCCUCCGAAAUUCCGAAACCCAAAUCAGAGCGCCGCCCCCGGCCCCCGCUGCACGCACCGGGCGGGGGCCCAUGCGGCCGCGCGGCUCCGCGCCCGCGCCACACCGUUGGAACCGAGCGGGCGCGCUAGAUGCCUGAGCCCGGCGGCCGCUGCCUCGGCGACCUCGGCGGUCAGCGCCAGGUGCUCAAGGGCUGGCCUGACCUGUGGCUGGUGGGGGACAAGCCCGGCCUCCGCGCGCUCUCCACCGCGGCCAUGGCCGCCGCGCCCCAGCCGCCGCCGCUCGAGGCCGACCAAACCCUAGCGCUCCCGGACGUGCUUCUCCUCCGCGUCCUCGCCUGCCUCCCUGAGCCCCAGCUCACGGGCGCCGCCUCGCUCGUCUGCAGGCGGUGGACGCGCCUCGCGGGGCGCCUGCGCCGCCGCCUCGCCGUGCGGGACUGGGCCUUCGUCGCGCACCGACUGCCAUACCGCUUCCCGGACCUGGCCGACCUCGACCUGUUCCCGGCCUCUAUCGCCGCGCCCACCACGGCGGUGCCCCACGGCGCCGCUGCCUCCCCGCUUCUCACCUGCGGCGUGGUCUCGCUAACCCUAGACACCAGCGCAGACCCGCCGCUCGGCGCCUGCCGGUUCAUCGACGACGACGCGCUCGACCGGGGACUCGCCGCCGUCGCCGCUAGCUUCCCCAACCUCAGCCGCCUCUCGGCCACCGCCGCCUCUGAGUCCGGCGGGCUCAUGGCCAUCGCUGUCGGAUGCCCGACGCUUCAGGAGCUCGAGCUCCACCGCUGCACCGACCUCGCCCUCCGCCCGGUUUCCGCCUUCGCGCACCUCCAGAUCCUCCGCAUUGUCGCCGCGUCCCCCGCGCUCUACGGCACCGCCGAGGGCGGCGGCGUCACUGACAUCGGCCUCACCAUCCUGGCCCAUGGAUGCAAGCGGCUGGUCAAGCUGGAGCUUCAGGGUUGCGAGGGGAGCUACGACGGCAUCGCGGCUGUGGGGCGCUGCUGUGCGAUGCUUGAGGAGCUCACCAUCGCUGACCACAGGAUGGACGGUGGGUGGCUUGCCGCGCUAGCCUUCUGUGGGAAUCUCAAGACCCUGCGGCUGCAGAGUUGCAGUAGGAUCGACGACGACCCUGGCCCAGCGGAACACCUUGGUGCUUGUCUCACGCUCGAGAGCCUGCAGCUGCAUCGGUGCCAGCUGCGUGACCGUAGCGCCCUCCACGCCCUCUUUUUGGUCUGUGAGGGAGCCCGUGAGAUACAGUUCCAGAAUUGCUGGGGGCUUGAAGAUGAUAUGUUUGCCUUGGCUGGCCUAUGCAGGAGAGUAAAAAUCCUGUUGUUAGAAGGGUGCUCACUAUUAACAACUCGAGGUCUAGAAUCGGUGAUAACCUCAUGGGGCGACCUCCAGAGUCUAGAAGUUGUUACCUGCAACAAAAUCAAGGAUGAGGAAAUAACUCCUACCCUUGCAGAGCUUUUCUCCAAUCUCAAAGAGCUGAAGUGGCGGCCCGACAACAAGUCACUUCUUGCUGCAAGCCUCGUUGGCACUGGGAUGGGAAAGAAGGGCAGGGUAUUUUUCAAAAGGCUUAUCUUACCUGCCCAUCAACGAAUCAAAGGGAAGGUGCUCAACAAUUCAGCAGGUGUUGCUGCUUAGUUGGAUUGCUAGUCGAAACUAGGCUACCGCACAAAGUUCCUAGUUCUUGACUUGAUCAAAGUCAACCACGUUUCUUGAUACUCAAAAGCCGUACACAAUGUGGCAUCUGUUCUUCCACUUAAGACCAAGGACAGUCAUAACUAGUCAGAACCUGGUAGUUUGAUGAUGCACAGUUUCGGGUACCAGGCGCCUGAUUUGUGUUUGUACCUGUGUUCAUGUGUUGUAACUGACAAGCUGAGGUUUGCUCAGAGGAGCCUGACCGUAGUAUUUCUGUAUGAGGAAAAGCAUUGCUUCAUAAAUUAUGGCAGAGUUAAAUUAUGGA
Messenger RNA from Zea mays, 1999 nucleotides. Its product is annotated as F-box protein At5g51370-like. NCBI's taxonomy places the organism in Eukaryota, Viridiplantae, Streptophyta, Magnoliopsida, Poales, Poaceae. Gene Ontology annotation, biological process: SCF-dependent proteasomal ubiquitin-dependent protein catabolic process. The record is from RefSeq and is marked validated. Gene Ontology annotation, cellular component: SCF ubiquitin ligase complex. Gene Ontology annotation, molecular function: protein binding.